GAAAUAGAUUACAGGCGAGAACAUGAACAAAUAAAAACAAUCCAUUUUGUCUCAUGAAAUUUCCACAAUCUGGAAUCCAUAGAGACCAAUUUUUUUGUCGCCCGCAAAAUCAGCAUUUCUCUUGCUUCCGGAGGCAUCGUUUCAAAAGAAAACAAGAAGCUUUAGUUCCAAGCUAAGAUGGCGGCGGUGGUAGAAUCGAAGAAUUCUGUCAUCCCCUCUCUCGAUUCAAGUGGGAACGAUUCCUCUGUUUAUGAAUGGUCAAGUUUGAAAACCAACGGUGAGUAUCUGUUUACUGCAACGGAAGAGCCUUGCAUUUCUUGUACAACUUUUAACAUUUUGGCUCCUAUUUACAAGCGCCUCGAUCAACAGAAUGACAGCCUUCGUGAAAGCGACAUCAAAGAAUUCUGGUUCAACAGAAACCAGACGAUUUUGGAUUGGCUGCUUUAUGAAAGAUCUUCCAUUAUAUGUCUUCAGGAGCUUUGGGUUGAAAACGAAGAACUCGUGCGUAUGUACCAGGAGAGACUUGGUGAUGCAGGCUACAUCACUUUCGAGCUUGCACGAACCAAUAAUCGUGGGGACGGGCUUUUAACAGCUUUACAUCAGAACUUCUUCAAGGUUCUAAACUAUCGAGAGUUGCUCUUUAAUGACUUUGGAGAUCGAGUGGCUCAACUAUUACAUGUUCAAUCUGUUGUUCCCUUCUUAUCAAACCAAAAUGGUGACCAACAAGAAAUUCUAAUUGUAAAUACCCAUUUGUUAUUUCCUCAUGAUUCCAGUCUAUCUAUUGUAAGAUUGCAUCAGGUAUAUAAAAUAUUGCAAUAUCUAGAAGUGUAUCAGACAGAAAACAAGCUUAACCACAUACCCAUUAUACUAAGUGGUGACUGGAAUGGGAGCAAACGAGGGCGUGUUUACAAAUUUCUUAGGUCCCAGGGAUUUGUAUCAUCUUAUGAUAUUGCUCAUCAAUAUACUGAUGGUGAUGCAGAUGCUCACAAGUGGGUAAGCCAUCGAAAUCAUCGGGGGAACAUCUGCGGAGUUGAUUUUAUUUGGCUUCAUAAUCCUGAUAAUAAAUCAAGAAAACCAUUGAAGACUAGUUGGGCUGAAGCAGUUUUCAGUAUUAUAAAGAGUCAGCUUCAAAAAGCUUCCUUGGCUGAAAAUGAUGCACUUGCCUCAUUGAAGGCAGACGACAAUGGUGAUGUUAUUAGUUAUUCAGCUUUCUGCGAAGCCCUCCACCAGCAGGCAAAUUUAAAUGUACAACCUUAUAGACUGAGUUUCCAAGAAGCAGAUGAUCUAUGGAAACUAGCAGAUGUUGAUGGAAAUGGUGUUGUUAAUCAUGAAGAAUUGAAGAUGUGGAAUUCAACUUGUUCAGAGCAAAUAGAGGAUAGUUUCAAUGACAAUAUGGAGACGUCCGAAGAUUGCAGAGAACAAGAAGUAGUUGGCUUCAGAGUAAAGAAUGCAUGUCUCUUCCCUCCUGAAGUUGAGAAAGGAUUCUGGCCGGAGAACUACUCUCUUUCUGACCAUGCCCGGCUCAGCGUUGUAUUUUCACCAGUGUCGUUGCAAGUUUCUUAAUGGUUUUUUACUGAAGAUUUAGGCAUAUUUGUAAAUAAAACCAUUCUAGAGAAAGAAUUAGAAUUUUGUAAAAGCUUUGAAAAUGAGGUACAGACAGCCCAUGGAAAAUCUUCUUUUGGGUUGCUUGUUUGUUUCUGGAAAUCCUCAUUUGUGCAGAAAAAAAGUUGUGCAACCAAAAUAGAAAACACUUGUUCAAGAGAA
This is a messenger RNA of Mangifera indica (mango), 1764 nucleotides long. RefSeq lists its product as uncharacterized. Lineage: Eukaryota; Viridiplantae; Streptophyta; Magnoliopsida; Sapindales; Anacardiaceae. The coding region runs from base 178 to 1563 and encodes 461 amino acids. The transcript has 11 exons. The record is from RefSeq and is a predicted model, not a curated record. Gene Ontology annotation, molecular function: 3'-5'-RNA exonuclease activity; calcium ion binding.